CUUGUUCUAGACAGUUUCAUCACAGAGCCCUUUGCAGUCCGCUGGGGACAUCAACACGGCUGCUCCUAAAACCUUCACUUAUGCUUAUUUUAUUCUUAAUUUUUUAUGUUUGUAUGUUCUAGAUCAGACGCUGAUAAUGUGGCAAAGUAUAUUGUUUUUUCUCUGCUUCGUCGUUUCACGGGGGACUGCCCACGACAUAAAAGUUGUGUGUGAGGAGCCUGACGCUUUUCCUGAAAUAGACCUGAAUGGCAGUCCAUCUCAGGUGGCAGGCCUAAAAGUGGAACUGGUGACGGUCGGACAUGAAAGAAUGCUGAACAUAAGCUGGGCGAUCAACAUCGAUGCUAGUAUUAUUCAUCUGAAGGGCACAAGGGUCAUUUCAGGACAUUUGACCCAUUUCUGUAAAUACAAUCCCGCUUUGACUGAAGCAAACCUUACUGGAUUGGAGAAGGAAUGGUUUUCUUUUUUAGUUGGCGUAGAUUAUGGUUCAUUCCUUGUCACCGUUUAUAAUGAGCCAUUGCCUCCAAAGGGAAGUGGCCCCACAAUACCAACAACGUCUAUUUGGGUACCUCGUCAACCAACAACAACUGUUACACCGAGUACUACAAAGGCAACUUUGGAGUCUUUGCAAACAACACCAAAUAAUGAGGCACAAAAUGAAGAAGUUAAGACUGUCAGUAGAAUUGUUUUUGGAGUUUUGGCCUCGUUGAUACUUUUGAUUUCCUGCUUUGUUAUAUAUAAGAUGUUUUCGUCAUACUCCGCUUUUGAAAUCCUUCCUGAAGCCCCCAUGACUCCAGUGUCGGUGGUUGUGGUGUAUCCUUCGGUGACGCCGGCCUUUCAACAGGCGGUGGUGGCGCUGGCUGAGUUUCUGCAGUGGCACGGUGGCUGCAGAGUGACGAUUGAUAUGUGGCAGCAGGGGAAAAUUGCAGAACUAGGACCGCUGCGCUGGUUAGCUGAACAAGUAAAGGGUGCAGACCGUGUCCUGAUCGUUUCCCCGCAGGUGGAAACUUGGCCUCCCAAAACAUUCCAUCCCAGCUGCAACUGGUGA
Gambusia affinis (western mosquitofish) is the source of this 1045-nucleotide messenger RNA. RefSeq lists its product as uncharacterized. Lineage: Eukaryota; Metazoa; Chordata; Actinopteri; Cyprinodontiformes; Poeciliidae. The transcript is spliced from 10 exons. The coding region runs from base 137 to 1045 and encodes 302 amino acids. The record is from RefSeq and is a predicted model, not a curated record. Gene Ontology annotation, molecular function: interleukin-17 receptor activity.